Molecule: messenger RNA, 2462 nt
Organism: Epinephelus fuscoguttatus (brown-marbled grouper)
Lineage: Eukaryota; Metazoa; Chordata; Actinopteri; Perciformes; Serranidae
Product: macrophage mannose receptor 1-like
Exons: 4
Coding region: 133-912 (259 amino acids)
Source: RefSeq, a predicted model, not a curated record
UGUGUGGUGGAGUCUAUCUGAGCUGUGAUUGGUGCAGUCAGUCGGUGAGUCUGAGUAUUUCACAGUGAAGCAUCAGCACCUGAAACCCUGGAUUCAAAGCUGCCGUCUCUGCUGCCGUCGUCUACAAGGUGUAUGGAAAAAAUGAUGAGGAACAUCUGCGCUCUCGUCGUCCUGCUGCUGCUUCCUGCUGUGUGUGAGGGACAGCUGAGAGCUCAGGACUUCAUAUAUCAGGGAUACUCAAUGUCCUGGAAAGAGGCUCAGGCCCACUGCAGGGCGCAUUACACUGACCUGGUCACCAUCGCUGGGAAAAUUGAGAAUCAGAACUUCAUCAACACCCAGGGAUGGAUCGGUUUGUACCGAGACAAUUCAACCUCUCUGUGGAAAUGGUCCAGAAGAGACGAGAUAGCCAACUUCACCAUCUGGGACAGUAAUGAACCCAAAGCUGAUGAGAACUGUGCUUUUAAGUUCCUAAGCAAAGAGAAAUGGGAGAGCGAUAAAUGUAGCAGCAGGCGCGGUUUCUUGUGUUUCAACGAGAAGCUGGUUCUGGUGAAGGAGAGGAAGACGUGGGAGCAGGCUUUACAGCACUGCAGGGCUCUGGAGGCGGUCAACUCCAACCAGCCAGCCACUGAUUACCAGAACCACCGCUAUGACCUGGCCACCCUGCACAGUCCAGAUGACCACAAGUACGCAUGGGAGAAGGCAAAGUAUGCCCCCACUAAAGAGGUGUGGACGGGCCUGCGUUACCUGGCUGGUCAGUGGGUGUGGGUGGGCGGAGAACGAGUGCAGUACCUGGAUAUGAAAAGUUGCCCCACCGUCAGGUUUUGUGGCACCUUCCCAAAGAACAUCACCAAGAUAUACAACAUACGAGACUGCAGUCAGAAAAGGAGCUUCCUCUGUUACAGGAAGCCUUGAACGCAUCAGUCUUCUUCAAGUCUGUGGUUACUGAGAGGUUCUCAGCAAAGUUAGUGGAUUGUCCUUUUUAAAGUUGAUUUAUGAUAAUUAAACAGUUUCUGCAUUUGCAGUGUUUAAGUGGUUUACUCAUAGGAUGUGUCGUUUGAAGAUAUAUGCUCCUUCUGGUUCAAUUGAUGCCGACUAUUUCAAGAUGAAACCACCACAGCACAUUCAAUAAACACUUCUGUCAGACAAGAAACAAACAGUUUUAACUCACCUAGUAAUGGUCCGUCCUGCAUCGCAGACCUUCUAACCCCCUAUUCUACACCCAGGUCCCUCAGGUCAGCUGACCUGGGGCUCCUGGCUGUCUCACGCUCCAGACUAAAGGUGCGGACACACCAAACUGACGUCAAAGAUCUAGCGGCGAGGAAAGCCAACUGUUGCGUCGUCUACGUCACCUCACGUCGCCCUGUGUCAGUUGCAUUUGAACACACUACACGGACUACAUCCGACGGCCAAGUAGCACGUACGUUCUGCGCCUGCGUGAGAGAGAGCGGAGUGAGAGAGUGGUACAUCCUGUCAGCCGAGGGGUUUCCUAUCUGUGCAGCCGAGCACCGCAGCACCUCCACGGACUAUUACAUCCAGACGGUCCCGGUGUUUCCUCCGCAGGCUCCACUUCACUCAGCUGCCCGAUAAACCCGCUGCUUCUUCCCACUUUAACCUGAAUAACAAACCAGGGCUCGGUGCUCCGGUUGGAUCCAAACGGAGAGCCGGGGCUAGCUCAGAGACUAGCGGAGGCUAACUGGCUGUGCUUCCCUCCGGUCAUGCUGCGGCUAACGCUCCACUAGCCGCUCCCAGCUAGCUCCGGUUUGUUAUUCAGGUUAAAGUGGGAAGAAGCAGCGGGUCUGUGGGGCAGCUGAGUGAAGUGGAGCCUGAGGAGGAAGCACCGGUUAGCCCCGGUUUCACUACAGGCAGAUUCACUCGCUACAGGGGCGAGGAAAUAAAACCUGAACAGCCAAUCAGAGUGAUCUCUCUCACCGACAAGCUCCGCCGCCGAUUCAACAUGCUCAAUCGGCCGACAGACGCUCCCUGACGGCCUGACUGUCGGCUUGGUGUGUCAGGGCCUUUAGGCUCAGAGGUGAUCCCCCUCCACUGACUCGUUUAAGUCCAGGCUCCAAACCUACAUUUAUUCAUCAGCGUCUGAGUCCCCCUGAUGUGGUUCUCCCUGAUGCUGCCUGUGUGUGUUGUGUCUCUAAAUGUGUGAGCUGUGUACCCGACAGUUAUGUUGCCUCCUGUGGAUGCUAUUUAGCAUCUUAUUCCUUCCUCUUGUUUGGUCAACAUGAGUUGUUUUAAAUGUGCUUUAUAAAUAAAUUUGAGUUGAGUUGAGAAGAAUGUCUCAUGAUAAUCCACAGAUUGGUAGCAUUACGACAAAAAGGUUCAGAUGCUCCAAAUAUUUAGUUCAAACACAUCAUUACAUCCAGAGAUUUCCACAAACUGCUGUUGCAUCAUUUGGACCACUCAUAUUUCUCUUCCCACUGUCUGCAAAAAGUGUGUGUGAUGUGACCAAUAAA